AUCAUCCUUGUUCUCUUUGUUUGCAUCCCUCCUUCCUUCCUUGCUUCCUUGUAGAUCUGCCAUUGCCUUUUUUAAUCCAAAUCUUAUAUUUCUGAUUUACAUUGCUUCCGUCAGAUCCGACGAUCUCACUUUCUCAUCAUCUGUCGUCAGCUUUUUUGUUUCUUCUUUUAUCUCUUUUUAUUUUUAAAAUAAAUAUAUUGUUGAUUCUGGAAUUUUCCUAGUAGCUCACGUCACGUUACGUCAUGUGUGUGCUUUGAAUUUUAAAUUGACUCGCAAGGCUGGUUUUGAUUAUGUGAGCGUGUUUCCAGAGGGGAUGGAUUCUGUUCGACGCACUUACACCAUUAUGCGAGGUCGUCACAUAGACAAGCGUGUUCCUUCUAAAGAGUUUCUCUCUGCUUUGGAUAAAGCUGAAACUGCAGUACGUCUUCCUACUGGGACGGGAAAAGACUGCGGGAAUCCUUCCUGGAAGCGAUCUCUGCCUCACGUGCUCGUUGCUUCUCUGACUUCGCUUUUAUUCGGCUAUCAUCUCGGGGUUGUUAAUGAAACUCUCGAAAGCAUAUCAAUUGACCUUGGCUUUAGUGGGAACACCAUAGCUGAAGGUCUUGUGGUUAGCACCUGCUUAGGCGGCGCCUUUAUUGGGUCUCUGUUCAGUGGGUUGGUAGCUGAUGGUGUUGGGCGCCGUAGAGCUUUCCAGUUGAGCGCUUUACCAAUGAUUGUUGGAGCUUCUGUGAGUGCAUCAACUGAGAGUCUUAUGGGCAUGCUCCUGGGAAGGUUUUUGGUCGGAAUUGGGAUGGGCAUAGGUCCUUCUGUUACAGCUCUCUAUGUCACUGAGGUGUCACCUGCUUAUGUGAGAGGUACAUAUGGGAGUUCUACCCAAAUCGCAACAUGUAUUGGACUCUUAGGUUCGCUGUUUGCUGGAAUCCCGGCAAAAGAUAACUUGGGCUGGUGGCGCAUAUGUUUUUGGAUAUCCACAGUCCCAGCUGCAAUGCUUGCUGUCUUCAUGGAACUCUGCGUGGAAAGUCCUCAGUGGCUUUUUAAGAGGGGAAGGGCAGCUGAAGCUGAAGCUGUGUUUGAGAAGCUAUUGGGAGGGUCGUACGUCAAAGCUGCUAUGGCAGAGUUAGUGAAGUCGGAUAGGGGAGAUGACGCCGAUUCAGCCAAAUUGUCGGAGUUGCUUUUUGGACGCAGUUUUAGAGUGGUUUUCAUUGGAUCUACCCUUUUUGCUUUACAACAGUUGUCUGGGAUAAAUGCUGUGUUCUAUUUCUCAUCAACUGUCUUCAAGAAAGCUGGUGUACCUUCAGCCUCUGCAAACAUAUGUGUAGGAGUUUGCAACCUCUUAGGAUCAACUGUUGCUGUGGUUUUGAUGGAUAAGCUGGGGAGAAAAGUGUUGCUUAUUGGGAGUUUUGCGGGCAUGGCAGUAUCGCUGGGUCUCCAAGCAAUAGCAUAUACUUCGCUUCCUUCGCCCUUUGGAACCUUGUUUCUCUCGGUUGGAGGAAUGCUGCUGUUUGUGUUGUCGUUUGCAACUGGAGCGGGUCCUGUUCCAAGUCUUCUCCUGUCUGAGAUAUGCCCUGGUCGACUUCGAGCAACUGCGUUGGCUGUUUGUCUUGCCGUUCACUGGGUUAUAAACUUCUUUGUCGGGCUGCUGUUUCUGAGAAUGCUGGAGCAACUAGGUUCGGUGCUUCUAAAUGCAAUAUUUGGGUUCUUCUGUGUGGUGGCAGUCAUCUUUGUGCAGAAGAACGUGGUUGAGACUAAAGGAAAGAGCCUACAAGAGAUAGAAAUCAGUCUGCUCUCUUCCACCCAGUGAUUGAUCUCUUUAUUCUGAGAAUUCGUAUUAUUCUUCUGGCUCUCUUUUUUUCCUUGGAGAGACACAAGUAACGUGUACCUAAUAUGGAAGUAGGAGUGAGUAGUAAGUAGGUAAACAACAUGUAAGGAAAUGGAUAUUAUUCAUUCGAGUAUAGCCAACGUUUCAACUGAUUUUGUAAUAAACAUAAGACCAAACUUCAUUCAACAAUGGUAGGUUCUCAACUCAUGUAC
Arabidopsis thaliana (thale cress) is the source of this 2031-nucleotide messenger RNA. It is a transcript of the gene SGB1, whose product is annotated as Major facilitator superfamily protein. The record is from RefSeq and is marked reviewed. Gene Ontology annotation, cellular component: membrane; chloroplast membrane. The coding region runs from base 314 to 1801 and encodes 495 amino acids. Lineage: Eukaryota; Viridiplantae; Streptophyta; Magnoliopsida; Brassicales; Brassicaceae. Gene Ontology annotation, biological process: transmembrane transport; hexose transmembrane transport. The transcript has 14 exons. Gene Ontology annotation, molecular function: transmembrane transporter activity.